CAAAGGAGUAAGGAGUCGAGGUGAAGGGCGAUGUCUCCUAGGGAGGGUGGGCUUCGACCAGGGCUCAGCGGAGGGCGGCUUCCUAGGCUCAGUGAGGACUCUCUGCUGGUCACAGCGCUGUGCCCAAGGCCGGGCGCUCCAUCUCCAUCCGUGAAUUGCGCUCAGGAAAGGCUUGCGCCCCUCCAGGAAGCCCGCGCCGCCUGGGCCCUUUUGGUCAGCGCCUCAGAGCCCACAGCCCUUCCUGGCACCGGGGCCGCGGCGCGUCUCAGGACGCCCGGCACUAUCGAGCAGGCGGUGGAAGAGAUCAGCGUGGUGGUGCGGCCGGUGGAGGACGGCGACAUCCAGGGCGUGUGGCUGCUGACCGAGGUUGACCACUGGAACAACGAGAAGGAGCGGCUGGUGCUCAUCACAGACCAGGCGCUGCUCAUCUGCAAGUACGACUUCAUCAACCUUCAGUGCCAGCAGGUGGUCAGGGUCGCCUUAAACGCAGUGGACACCAUCUCCUGCGGAGAGUUCCAGUUCCCCCCGAAAUCGCUCAACAAGCGGGAAGGCGCUGGGAUCCGCAUCCAGUGGGACAGGCAGAGCCGCCCUUCCUUCAUGAACAGGUGGAACCCGUGGUCCACCAACAUGCCCUACGCCACGUUCACGGAGCACCCCAUGGCUGGCGCGGAUGAGAAGACGGCGGCUCUGUGCCAGUUGGAAAGUUUCAAAGCUCUGUUAAUCCAAGCUGUCAAGAAAGCCCACAAAGAGAACCCUCUGCCAGGACAAGCCAGCGGCGUGCUGGUCUUGGACCGCCCCCUCCUCAUCGAGACCUACGUGGGGCUCAUGUCCUUCAUUAACAACGAGGCCAAACUGGGCUAUUCCAUGACCAGGGGCAAAAUAGGCUUCUAGGCGGCGCCUACAGGUGCACUUGGGGACGUGGGGCCUCAGACCUCGGGCUGCGCCGCUGGGCUGGUGGUGUCGGGCCAUCAGCCUUUAGGGAUCUGAGCUUUCACCGGAUUUGGGAUGUCUGGUAAUCGGAGGCGCAGACCGAGGCCAGGUGCGUCCAGCCGUCCCUGGGGCCGCCGUUCCGUCUUCUAGCACACGUAUCCCUGUUUCUCCCGGAGUGUCUCCACUUGGCUUCUCGUGGUCCUUCCCAGCGCAGCCCUCCAGCAUGUGAAUAAACAUGCCCCCACCAGGGCCCCCGCUGGCACUCCUCCCGUGUGGCUGUGUCCCCCGGGGAGGGCCCUACGCCCCGGUGUCCGGAGCGGCCAAUACGUUUGUACUCGGUGUCGAGUUUUGUACGUUGAAAUGUAAUCCAUUUUCUUAAUGGAUCUAACAGGCGACGGUCUGCCUCGGCGGCUCCCAAACACACAGUUGCUUUAGUGCAAACACGUCUUUGACCUGAAGUCCCCCUUUUGCUGAAAUUGUCUUGUGUUCGGAGUUCUGGCGUCUUUCCCGGCCCAGUUCGCAGGGACUCAUCUUUAGGCUCCUCGUUAACUGGAGACGGUAGGUGACAGCUCCCGUGUUUCACGUCCGCACCGUCACGGUCACAGUUACGGUGGCGCUCGUCACGAAGCCGCUGGCACCCGGCAUGUCACCGUGGCGCCCACCAGGUCCCAGGCUUUAUUGGUGUUGCCCUGAAGGUGCCUGAGCCUCGGCCCGCGGAGCGUGUCCCCGUGGGAACCAUGGCCCCCCGCCCGCAGCCCCUCGCCCUCCGCUUGCUGGCUUGUUAGCGGCCUUGCUGGCUGGCUCUCCGUCCUCCUCGCUGACGCCUCUGGCGUCGCUGUGGCCGCGAGGAUGAGACCCGGGUGGAGGCUGCCUCCUGACCGCCAGGGCCCUGAACCUUUGCAUUCGGUCUCACAGUAAAAACACUUACACUGAGAA
This is a messenger RNA of Suricata suricatta (meerkat), 1866 nucleotides long. RefSeq names its product tumor protein p63 regulated 1 like (gene TPRG1L). The record is from RefSeq and is a predicted model, not a curated record. Bases 31 to 891 code for a protein of 286 amino acids. Gene Ontology annotation, cellular component: cytoplasm; synaptic vesicle. Lineage: Eukaryota; Metazoa; Chordata; Mammalia; Carnivora; Herpestidae. The transcript is spliced from 6 exons.